AUGGAGAAAAUGUCAGAAAGCGCAAUGCGUGGUGUGGAAGAUGUCGUUCCCAAGGUUACCAAAAGAAAAUCCGAAGAGGAGGCAACGUUUGUGCGGUUGGAGAAGAAGAAAGAGGGAGAAGAUAAGGAGAAGGUUGCAGAUGAGGAAGACAAUGACAAUGACAGCAAAGAGGAAGAAGAGCCGGAACCUGUUCAGAAGAAGUCGAAACCACAAGAAAAUGUAACGUCGGAACCGCCAGACAAUGACGAUGUGGACUGGAGCUAUUAUAGACCACGGAACCAGAAAGAAUGGAGUGGCCGUCCUCCUCCAUAG
Molecule: messenger RNA, 312 nt
Organism: Seminavis robusta
Lineage: Eukaryota; Bacillariophyta; Bacillariophyceae; Naviculales; Naviculaceae
Source: the annotation of a GenBank genome assembly